This is a messenger RNA of Dermacentor andersoni, 1770 nucleotides long. RefSeq names its product plasma kallikrein-like. The record is from RefSeq and is a predicted model, not a curated record. Gene Ontology annotation, molecular function: serine-type endopeptidase activity. Gene Ontology annotation, biological process: proteolysis. NCBI's taxonomy places the organism in Eukaryota, Metazoa, Arthropoda, Arachnida, Ixodida, Ixodidae.
AACGACGUAGUAAUGUGAGGAAAUAAAACGGAGAGAGAAAAAACAGAGAAUGUGGCUUAUUUAGCGUUGAAGCGCUUGAGCCGAUGACCAAGCUAGUAAAGCAAGAAGCAUGGUACAGUGCACAUAUACAUGUUGUGGCAGCUAAGAGCCGAUAACAAUGUUUAAAGCAACAGCUUCUUUUUUUUUUUUUGUCAUAGCCAAGAAAUUAAUUACAUCUGUGGCAUUUCUGAUAGCCUGCAUCCAAACACUCCAAUUCUUACAUAGCCCAUGGUUGGGAAAAGUGGGCCUUUCCUGAAUAAAGCAGUACUAAUACCGAGACAUUUGUUAUAGCCGAGAUGUUAUGACAAGAAAGAGGUAGCGGAGUUUUUGUUCUUUAGCGAGAACUACAGGAUGAAGUGCUAGAAGUGAUAAGACCUAUUACGCGAGUUGACCUCGUGUGCGCUUGUCUAUAGCCAUCUGGGAAAGGGACAAGGUUUAUGGCCCCUGCGGCUAAGAAGCUUCAGAUAUGAGCGCUGGCCAAAAUACCGGAUCGCAGAUUGCGCUCCGUGAAAGACGCUGCCCGCGUAAAGAUAAGCGAAUGUCGCAGGUCUCUCUUGCAAUGCUCGGAUGCCCUGACGUCGUUUAAGGCGACGGUGGGCAAAAACGAACUCUUUCACAUCCUGUUUGUGUUACCUUUGCGUCCAAGUAAUGUCUCCGAGCUGAGUUGGCGACGAGUAUAGCUCACCAGCUGUUCGGUGGCCGCGCUUGCAAUGGAAACUGGAUUACUCCUACUUGCCGUUGUGCUUUGCAUCUUUGAAAACACAUGUGCGGCGCAGUGUGGCCACCGGAACCUGCUGUACGACACCGAGCGCAUCGUCGGGGGCAGCGACGCCGGUCCCCUGGAGUUUCCUUGGCAAGUGUCCGUGCAGGUGUUCAGCAGUCACCAGUGCGGCGGCGUCAUCAUUAGCGAGUACUGGAUCGUCACCGCUGCCCAUUGCAUGAAAUACUCGCCGUUUUUUUACAAGGUCUACGUGGGGAAGGAUCACCUGUUCCGAAAGGAAUUGACAGAGCGCUAUUAUUACGUAUCUGAGAUUAUAAAGCACCCGUACUACAGUGAAAGUACCGUCGAUUACGACAUUGCACUCGUAAGGCUGGAUAUGCCUCUGGAUUUUGUCUUUGACGAUUACCUGAGCCCCAUUUGUCUGCCGAAGCCAUCCGAUAAUUUCACUGGCCAAACGUGUGUCAUAACGGGCUGGGGUUACCCAAGAAUAGACGGAUCAACUACGGACGUCCUGCAGAAGACUAACCUUUACGUGUGGAACGACGAUGACUGUCGAGAAGCUUACGAAGAUGUGAACAACGUCACGGGCAGAAUGUUUUGUGCAGGCUACGACGAAGGUGGAAAGGGACCGUGCAAGGGUGACUCCGGAGGUCCCCUGCAGUGUAUCCGAGAAGAUGGCUCCUGGGUCUUGGCGGGAAUCACUUCUUGGGGAAUAUCCUGCGCAGCGCCACAUAGGCCGGGCGUCUUCACUCGUGUUUCGGCCGUACUCGACUUCAUCUACCUAUUCACGUAUUAACGUUCGACGUACCUAAAGAAUACUGUGGUGCGUACGUUUUUAUUUACGCACAGGACGUGAGAGAGGCCAACACGGGAGUAAUAAUGAACCAACCUGCUUGUGGAGGAGCCGGCGCACAGCGCUACCAAUUUUCGUUCAAUAAAUCGCUCGCUCACUCAAAUAAAACCAUAGUUGAUGUAACAACAUGCCUGACUGAGCGAUCAGAUAUGCCGCA